Molecule: messenger RNA, 699 nt
Organism: Gordionus sp. m RMFG-2023
Lineage: Eukaryota; Metazoa; Nematomorpha; Gordioida; Chordodea; Parachordodidae
Exons: 3
Coding region: 1-699 (232 amino acids)
Source: RefSeq, a predicted model, not a curated record
AUGGAAUUAAUAAAUUUGGAUGACAUAUUAUCUGUUGAUGACUCAAAUAAUCCUACUAUCAGCCUACCAAAACAUCAACGUUGUUGUUUCCAUAAUCUGAACCUUAUUGCAACUAAUGACGCUGAGAAAGCAGAAAAUGAUAUUAAUUAUAAGAGAAUAUCAAGAACAACAUUUGCUAAAUGUUUUGCCUUAAUUAACAAACAAAAUAUGUCCCCCAAAAUGGCUGAUAAUUGCAGAAUUGGGAAGAUACCUAAUAGCUCCAACAAGACCAGAUGGAACUCCUAUUUUCAGUCAAUGAAAUUAAUAGCCAAGAUGCUCUCUGAAAAGUUUUUAGAAGUAGAAGAAGUUUGUGAUAAAAUUGGAUUCACAAUGUUUAGGCAAGAAGAAUGUUUCUAUGUCAAAGAAUAUGCUUCAGUUAUGGAACCCUUGGCUAUAUCAUUAAAGAUAUUGGAACGGGAGGAUAACAUGGAGCAGGGAUAUCUAACCCCAGUUCUAACCAUACUUAUAGAUAAAUUAAAGAAAUUUAGCUGCCUGCGAUAUUGUCAGCCCCUUGUAGAGUGUGUUCUUAGAGGUAUUGAUAAAAGAUUCCCUUCACUAUAUGAUGAGAAUAAUAUAUUGGCAUCAAUAAUUCACCCAAAGUUUAGGCUCAAUCGGCCUUUUAUUAAUCUGCCACAAAAUUUGUUGCUAAAAGAAGGUUAA